Messenger RNA from Malania oleifera, 968 nucleotides. RefSeq lists its product as uncharacterized. Bases 210 to 662 code for a protein of 150 amino acids. The record is from RefSeq and is a predicted model, not a curated record. Gene Ontology annotation, molecular function: structural constituent of ribosome. Lineage: Eukaryota; Viridiplantae; Streptophyta; Magnoliopsida; Santalales; Ximeniaceae. The transcript has 3 exons. Gene Ontology annotation, cellular component: mitochondrion.
AGUUUCACUCACAAUGCGUAAGAAAUACCGAAAAAUGAUAAAAUAUUUAAAAAAUCGGUUAAAGACCGAAAAAUGUAAAUACAAGAAGGUGGAGAACUGGAGAUGCACCCCACGAAAUAUGCUUAAGAAAUCGGGGCUGUUUCACAAUUAAACGAAAACUUCUUGGCUGCAAUUUCCGGGGGCAGCAAACGAAGCUCGAAACUCCGAGAAUGGCGACUACGACGCUCGCGAACAGAGGUGCAACGGAACGAACAGCAAGCUUCUUGAGGCUCUCAGUUAGAUUCCUCAGAAGUUUCAGUGUUUCUUCGUCUUCUUCUUCCUCUGCUUCUUCUUCAAACCCUGCGGCCCCGGCGUCGAAGAAACCCAAGCGAAAAAAGAAGAAGAACCUGUUCGAGGUCGUUCAAUUCCUUCCUAACUGGGGAAUCGGAUAUCAGAUGGCCAAGACUCAUUGGACUGGCGUUUCCUACGAGAUCACCAAGAUCAACCUCUACAAGGAUGGUAGGCACGGCAAGGCUUGGGGAAUUGUUCAUAAAGAAGGUUUGCCAGCAGCUGACAGUGCCAAGAAAAUAAGUGGGGUUCACAAGCGCUGUUGGAGAUACAUCCCAAAUGUGAAGAAAGCAGAAGAAAGCACAGCCAAACCAGAAGUUCAAGAAAAAGUUUGAUUCAAUACAAACCUCUGCUUUACCCUUCCCAGUUGAUUUAGAGUUUGCACUCACAAAGUUGCCCAUUUCAUAAACUCUUCAAAAAACUUGAUGAUUUCGGAACCCCCAAAUUCUCUCUAAGAAAUGACAAACCCUAUAGUUUUAAAAUUAUUCAAACUCAUUACAAAUUUCCUCUUCAGAGCUUGUCGAUCAUAAUUUAUGUGCUUCUUGUUUAUGCUGUAAAUUAUGAGAGAGCUGUAUCUUUACUGCAAACUGAUUACUCUGAUGGAACAUGUGGUGAAAUUAAGAUAUGGUUACAGUGGUCAA